This is a messenger RNA of Brachypodium distachyon (stiff brome), 698 nucleotides long. RefSeq lists its product as uncharacterized. NCBI's taxonomy places the organism in Eukaryota, Viridiplantae, Streptophyta, Magnoliopsida, Poales, Poaceae. The record is from RefSeq and is a predicted model, not a curated record. Bases 24 to 455 code for a protein of 143 amino acids. The transcript has a single exon.
UCGCGCGCGCCACUACCCCACUCAUGCAACUACUGAUCAUCGGACUCAUAGCCAUCGUACGUGUCCCCGCAAACGCGCGCAUUGCACGAACCUACCGAUCCAUGGCGCCAUGCCCGGCUUCGACGGCCGUGAUCAGGACGUGUUGCGUGCUGCUGAUGCUGCUCCUGUGGGCCGACGUCGUCCGGCUGCCUCCGGUGGCCGGGCAGCAGGCGCCUCAGCCCGAGGACUCCGCGGCCGCGGCGGCGAUCAUCGAGGCGGAGGGCGACGGGCGCGGCAACGGCAACGGCACCCGCGGCGGCGGAGGAGGCGCGUCGAGGAACAAGGUGCUGAGCACCGUGGACUGCCAGAUCUGCGAGGCCACGUGCCGGGUCAAGUGCCUCAUCAACAACCUCUUCCAGUGGGGCAGCUGCUACCAGCGCUGCAAGGCCGACAACUGCAACGAAUGGUGUCGCUAGCUAGGUGGCCGGAUGCACGCCUCCUGUGCCUCCAUGUACCCAUCGGACGGCUGGAGGCUGCCAUAUUAUCCUUUUCGGGUCCUUUUCUCCCGUUUUAAAUCAACGCGCGCCUAAACACGUACGCCGCCUGCUGCUAUUUUUCCUUAGUCGCAUGACUUUGCUGUACCCCUGCUCGAUCUAUCCAUAAACUCAACACCAGUGCAGAUAAGUAUGUACGUAACCUUUUUUGGGGAAGUAAUAUAA